AUGCAGAGGAAACUGAGUCAUAUUCUCAGCAUUCCCAUGGAGAGUGCAUACCAACAGAAGAACCAAAUGAUGUUGCAAAAACCAUCGGCACUGAACUGCUGGAUAGAGGAUACUUGCAGUAUGGGUGUUCUCAUUAUCAACGCAGAUGCCAGAUUAGAGCACCGUGUUGCAAUGAAGUUUUUGACUGUCGUCACUGUCAUAACGAGGCUAAGAAUACCAUCAACAUCGAGCAGAAACUUAGACAUGAUAUCCCGCGCCAUCAGGUUCAACAGGUCAUAUGCUCACUGUGUGGCACUGAGCAAGAGGUUCGGCAAAUUUGCAUCAACUGUGGUGUAUGUAUGGGCAGAUAUUUCUGUGGAACUUGCAAGCUAUUUGAUGAUGAUACAUCUAAGAAGCAGUAUCAUUGCAAUGGCUGUGGCAUCUGCAGGAUUGGUGGCCAGGAGAAUUUUUUUCAUUGCUACAGAUGUCGUUAAGUCUUGA
Ilex paraguariensis (yerba mate) is the source of this 480-nucleotide messenger RNA. The record is from the annotation of a GenBank genome assembly. NCBI's taxonomy places the organism in Eukaryota, Viridiplantae, Streptophyta, Magnoliopsida, Aquifoliales, Aquifoliaceae.